CCUUCAUAUUAUUAGUAGCACCAACUAUCUAAAAAGGGAUCUAUAUAUAUAUAGCGGAUUCUCUUUUUAACCAAAAACCAUGGCAAAGAUUUCACAAAUUGUUCCAAGGUUGGAUAUGAAAGUAGCAUUUAUCACUGGUGGAGCUCAGGGGAUUGGAGAAACAACGGCAAGGCUAUUUGUCAAGCAUGGAGCCAAAGUCGUAAUUGCUGAUAUCCAAGAUGACUUGGGUCAAAUCGUAUGCGAAGAUAUUGGUCUUGACAAGGCUUUAUUUGUUCACUGCGACGUUACUAUUGAAUCCGAUGUGGAAAAUGCCAUAAACGUAACGCUUCUAAAAUUUGGCAAGUUAGACAUAAUGGUUAAUAAUGCAGCCAUCUUAGAUGAUGGAAAGCCCAAUAUUCUUGACAAUGACCAGUUAACUUUUGAACGUGUCAUGAGUGUCAAUGUAACCGGUGUGUUCCUUGGAACCAAACACGCAGCUCGAGCCAUGAUCCCGGCUCGUAGUGGAAGCAUUAUUAUGAUGGGAAGUGUAUCUGGGAGUAUUGGAGGGAUCAUUUCUCACGCCUAUUCAAGCUCAAAACAUGCACUUGUCGGGUUAACUAAGAACACUGCGGCCGAGCUUGGCCAGCAUGGGAUUCGCGUAAAUUGCUUAUCACCGUACUUUAUACCUUCUCCAUUGACUAAUAAUUACAUAACUGAUCAUCCGGAAAAAUACUCCAAAGUUUAUUCAAACCUCAAAGGGGCUUCUCUUGCCGAAAAUGAUGUCGCAGAAGCCGCUCUUUUUCUAGCUAGUGACGAGUCUCGGUAUAUGAGUGGGCAUAAUCUGGUGCUUGAUGGAGGAUUUACGGUCAUAAAUCCAGCUUUUGGACUAUUUGCACGAGCUUCUCCUAACGAGUAGUCAGAUCUGAUGCCUAGCUUGGUGAGAAGACGUCAGAUUUCUUCUAUUAAUGUUAAUAAAUUGCAACAUUUUGUGUUUUAAAUAAAUAGAACAUUUCUUUUCGAGGGAUAUUUAAUUUUCAACCCAUAUGUUUAAUAAAUAGAACGUUUCUUUU
Molecule: messenger RNA, 1049 nt
Organism: Erigeron canadensis
Lineage: Eukaryota; Viridiplantae; Streptophyta; Magnoliopsida; Asterales; Asteraceae
Product: secoisolariciresinol dehydrogenase-like
Exons: 2
Coding region: 80-895 (271 amino acids)
Molecular function (GO): oxidoreductase activity
Source: RefSeq, a predicted model, not a curated record